This is a messenger RNA of Entrophospora sp. SA101, 318 nucleotides long. The record is from the annotation of a GenBank genome assembly. NCBI's taxonomy places the organism in Eukaryota, Fungi, Glomeromycota, Glomeromycetes, Entrophosporales, Entrophosporaceae.
AUGACAAGUGAAGUUGCUGAAGAUAAUAGUAAACCUGCUUCUAACGCUAGUGCUACCGCCAACACUACCUCUUCCUCACGUAAAAGAAAGACAAACACUGAGGAACAAUCUACUAUCUUAAAUUGUGGUGAAUCUUCUUCAUCUUCAAAUGAUGAAAUCUUGUACACUAUGGAUGCAAAACCUCAUAAAUAUUCUACUGGUUAUGGAUGGACAACAACUAAUACAAAAGGUAAAAUCAAGGUUGAAAUCGAAGGCAAGGAAGUUGAAUUACCUGUAACCAUUAGUUUCAAUGUCACCGUUCAUGGUUCAAAGAAAUAA